CCCCGCCCCUGUCUCGGGUAGGCAGUCUCGGAGCGCCGUCGCUGUCCCUGGGUACCGAAUGUGAGUGAUCUGAACCCGCAUAGGACUGUUGCUGCUCUCUGUUGUCCAAACCCGGAGCCUUUUGGCAGUAAAGUCGCUCACCGCUUCUGGGGCCUACCAUGAGACGCUUGGGCUCUGUGCAGCGGAAAAUGCCGUGUGUGUUUGUGACGGAGGUGAAAGAUGAGCCUUCCGCCAAAAGGGAGCAUCAGCCAUUUAAAGUUUUGGCAACUGAAACUGUAAGUCACAAGGCAUUAGAUGCAGAUAUAUACAGUGCAAUUCCAACAGAAAAAGUGGAUGGAACAUGUUGUUAUGUUACUACCUACAAAGAUCAGCCAUAUCUUUGGGCUCGACUAGAUAGAAAACCCAACAAAAAAGCUGACAAAAGAUUUAAAAAUUUUCUACAUUCCAAAGAAAACUCAAAAGAAUUUCUUUGGAAUGUUGAGGAGGAUUUCAAACCUGUUCCAGAGUGCUGGAUACCAGCAAAGGAAAUAGAACAAUUAAAUGGAAAUCCAGUACCUGAUGAAAAUGGACACAUUCCUGGUUGGGUACCGGUGGAGAAAAACAACAAACAGUAUUGCUGGCAUUCCUCUGUAGUUAAUUAUGAAUUUGAAAUUGCUCUGGUACUAAAGCAUCAUCCGGAUGAUCCUGGACUUUUGGAAAUUAGUGCAGUGCCACUGUCGGAUCUCUUAGAACAAACAUUGGAGCUUAUAGGAACAAAUAUCAAUGGAAACCCCUAUGGGUUAGGAAACAAGAAACAACCAUUGCAUCUUCUUGUACCACAUGGAGCAUUUCAAAUAAGAAAUUUGCCUACAUUGAAGCACAGUGAUCUGUUGUCCUGGUUUGAAGGUUGCGAAGAGGGUAAAAUUGAAGGAAUAGUAUGGCAUUGCCAUGAUGGCUGCUUAAUUAAGGUUCAUCGCCAUCAUCUUGGUUUAUGCUGGCCAAUUCCAGAUACUUAUAUUAAUUCAAAACCUGUUAUUAUCAACAUGAACCUGAACAAAUAUGACUAUGCCUUUGAUGAUACGAAGUGUUUGUUUAGUCAUUUUUCAAAAAUAAAUAAUCAAAAAUUUGGUAGGCUCAAAGACAUAAUAUUUGAUGUAUAAAAUGAAAAUGUAAUUAAAAUUACCUUUGUAUGUUCAAAUCUUGAAUAUUCUGCCAUGUUAAAAGGUAAAACUGAGAUUUACUGUUGUGUACUAUGAAACAUCAGUGUCUUCUGGCAUUUGAAGAAAUUAAUUUUCCAUUUGGAAAUACCUAUUCAAAUUUUUAUUUAGAAUCAACACAUUAAUUUUAACCUCUGGGCAUAAAAAUGUAAAAAUGAACAGUAUGCUCCCCAAGCUUGUAUAACUUGAUUCUGUCCAAUGUAACUGGGUGGUUAAAUUUAAAGGCAACAAUUAAACCAGUAAUUUUUUUUUUUUUUAUCAAUACUUUAAAUACCUUGAGCUCAAUUUAAUCUUCCUAGACAUUUAACAAAAUGUAUGUUUUAAUCUUAUAACUUAAUGGUUGUAUGUACAGAUCAUAGUAUUUGACAAUCUUAAAUAACUGUUAAAUAUGUAUAAAUUCAAAAAUAUAUUUUUCUAAUAAGUUGAAAAUUUUCUAUAAUUUACUAAAACUUCCAAUUUAAGUAAAAGUAGAACAUAUUGAGAAGGAAAGUCUUUAGUUCACGGAUUUGCUUGAUUACAGAUGAAACUUAUAUAAUUAAUCAAAAGCUAAAUACAUUAACAUGAGGCCUUCAAUAAAUGGGGAAAUUAACAGGACUUUCUUCGUCUUCAGACUGUUCAGAAGAAGUAGCAACAGGGCUACUUAAUUCAACUCCAAAUUGUUCAGAAAGUUUUUUUAACUUCUCUUCUAAGAGAAUAUUUUUUUUCACUUCUUCUUUGUAAUUAUACUUAAGAUCUUCAAUUUCUUCAAAAAAUGAAGGGUCAAAAUUUUCCAAUUCUUUUUUCAGCUUUUUUAUUUCCUCCUAAUAGAAGAAACAUAUUAACUUUAAAAGCUGCACAUAGAAGAAAGAGCAUGUUUUAGGUUUGAACUGAAGAGAUUUAACUUAUAAACAUGAAAGCUAAAAUAACUUGAAGUCAAAUAGAGUUACAAAGGCAGAAGUAUUUUCAUAAGAUUUGUUAAUAGGGUUUUACUGUACAGUAUGAAGAACUUGUUAACUGCCAAAUUAAAUGAUAUAUUCUGAAAUUAUGUACUAGCCUUUAAUUAAAAUUUAUUAACUCUCGAGAAUAUGAAAUUUAAUCUUUCCUUAAAAGCACAUCAAUAAGUCAAUCAAAAUGAACUUUGGUAUUCACAACAUUGAAUUUGUUCUGGUUAAGAUUUUUGUUUUAUGCUUCAUUACAAUAUCUACUUUUUAAUGAAUAAUAACCAACUUCUUAUAAGCAUAUUUAUGAUCAGAGAAACUUUGGGACUUCUCCUUGGCUAAGUUAGGCAUCUGGUGAAGAGAUAAAUUGAGUCUUAUUGGCUAUUUAGAAGAGGCAGUGAUAACCAGAUAAUUAUCCAUGCCCUUUUUUUCUGUUUACAGAAUCUUAAAGUAUGUAAAGCAUAAAAAAUUUUUUAAGUGAACUAUAACUUUAUGGAAAGGUUUCUAAAAAGAAUUUAAAAAGGUACUUAAAGACACUGUUCCAAAUGUGACAUAAAAUAUAAUAUCUUAAAAAAUAUAAAGAGCUAGAUUUGUUAUAACUACUAAAUAAAUUUACUUUCUAAUCCUU
Marmota monax (woodchuck) is the source of this 2741-nucleotide messenger RNA. It is a transcript of the gene Rlig1, whose product is annotated as RNA 5'-phosphate and 3'-OH ligase 1. Gene Ontology annotation, biological process: response to reactive oxygen species. The record is from RefSeq and is a predicted model, not a curated record. Bases 159 to 1139 code for a protein of 326 amino acids. The transcript has 7 exons. Lineage: Eukaryota; Metazoa; Chordata; Mammalia; Rodentia; Sciuridae. Gene Ontology annotation, molecular function: RNA ligase (ATP) activity.